UCAAUUGCCGCAUGCCUGUAACGAUGGCGGCCGCCCUGAGAGGGAGCUUAGUAACAUUGGUCAAGAGCCUGAGCAGCCCCCGGUGGCAGCAGCUGGCCUCUCGACCACUGAGUGUGUCUGCUGCUCUCUGUGGCCCAGAAGCCCCGCCAGCUCGUGCAGAUGCUGUGUUCAAGGUCACAAUGGUGCCGGGGGAUGGAGUGGGACCUGAGCUGAUGACUGCUGUCAAGGAAGUGUUUAAGGCUGGAGAUGUCCCCGUCGAAUUUGAGGAGUUUCACCUGAGCGAGGUACAGAACAUGGCCAGUGAGGAGAAGCUGGAGCAAGUGUUAACCUCUAUGAAGAACAACAAAGUGGCCAUGAAAGGAAAGAUUCACACACCAAUGGAGUUUAAAGGGGAGCUGGCUUCAUAUGAGAUGAGACUGAGGCGUAAACUGGACCUGUUUGCUAAUGUGGUUCAUGUAAACAGCCUGCCGGGCUACAGCACUCGCCACAACAACCUGGAUCUGGUCAUCAUCCGCGAACAGACCGAGGGGGAGUACAGCUCCCUGGAGCACGAGAGUGUGACAGGUGUGAUCGAAUGCUUGAAGAUCAUCACCAGGGAGAAGUCACGGCGCAUUGCCAAGUUUGCUUUUGAUUACGCCACCAAGAAGGGACGAAGCAAGGUCACCGCUGUUCACAAGGCCAACAUCAUGAAAUUAGGUGAUGGCCUGUUUCUGCAGAGCUGUGCAGAGGUGGCACAACUGUACCCCAAAAUCAAAUAUGAGAACAUAAUCAUUGAUAACUGUUGCAUGCAGCUGGUCCAGAACCCAUACCAGUUUGAUGUGUUGGUGAUGCCCAACCUGUACGGUAACAUUAUUGAUAACCUGGCAGCAGGGCUGGUUGGAGGAGCAGGAGUUGUUCCUGGAGAGAGCUACAGUGCAGAGUAUGCUGUCUUUGAGACUGGUGCACGCCACCCGUUUGCACAAGCUGUAGGAAGGAACAUUGCCAACCCGACAGCCAUGCUGCUCAGUGCUUCUAACAUGCUCAAGCACCUCAACCUGGAAUAUCACUCCCAAAUGGUGUCAGAUGCUGUCAAGAGGGUCAUCAAACAGGGCAAAGUACGAACACGAGACCUUGGCGGUUACUCUACCACUGGCGACUUUGUGCGUGCUGUUGUGGAAAACCUGCGUCACGGACCUGUUUGCUAAGAUGUUUUGUCGCACUCCUCACUGACAUUUCCUUAAAUCUGGACUUUGUUCUUAACAUGAACUGGAGGCGUGUUAAGACUCACCUCCCCUCUCAUUGCUUAAAGACACAGUUUUAGCCAACACCAUCAUCCAUAUUUAUUUGGUUUAAACAGGAUCCGCUGAUGCACUCAGUGGAAUCAGUGGUGCCUUGUGUUGUAUUUGAUUUAAAAUUGUGCAUUCCUCUCAUGAACAUUUACAUCAAACAUCUGUGUCAUCCUUACAUCUUUCCUCAGAGUUGCUGUCCAUGUGUUUGCAUCCAUUUACCUUUGCAGUUUCUACUUUGCUGAUUAAGAUAAUCUUUUCAUUCAUUCAGGGAGACCUUUUGUCUGCCUGUUUUCUCUUGUUAUCACAAAUAUUGUUAGAAACUGUAAAGCCACCAGACUGCCUUAAUCAACAGAAUAUUCUUCUUCUUUACCUCAAAGCUCACCACCAACUCAUUGUUGCUGUCAUUUUCCGAUAGCCUCUCAUAACUAAACAUCUAAGCAUUGACUGCUACUGUAACUCAGAAUACAGUAUGAUAACACUGUUACAUCAUGAUCCGAUAAUACCGUAUAAUAUCUGACCUACAUGUCUUAAUAUUUUAAAUAAAACUUUGUUCUGUCAUUGCAGUGCUGUAAAC
Plectropomus leopardus (leopard coralgrouper) is the source of this 1842-nucleotide messenger RNA. It is a transcript of the gene idh3b, whose product is annotated as isocitrate dehydrogenase (NAD(+)) 3 non-catalytic subunit beta. Lineage: Eukaryota; Metazoa; Chordata; Actinopteri; Perciformes; Serranidae. The record is from RefSeq and is a predicted model, not a curated record. Gene Ontology annotation, biological process: tricarboxylic acid cycle; isocitrate metabolic process. Gene Ontology annotation, molecular function: NAD binding; magnesium ion binding; oxidoreductase activity, acting on the CH-OH group of donors, NAD or NADP as acceptor. Gene Ontology annotation, cellular component: mitochondrion.